Molecule: messenger RNA, 414 nt
Organism: Alternaria atra
Lineage: Eukaryota; Fungi; Ascomycota; Dothideomycetes; Pleosporales; Pleosporaceae
Exons: 2
Coding region: 1-414 (137 amino acids)
Biological process (GO): protein folding in endoplasmic reticulum
Cellular component (GO): EMC complex
Source: RefSeq, a predicted model, not a curated record
AUGGCUAUCUUAGGGACGGCGCUCAAUGGCAUCGGCGCGCUCUUCCUCACACAUGCUAUCUACUCCACCCACGAACACACCGCAACCUUUGCCUCAACACCCCUCCCACUCGACAUCUCACUCGAACUUCUGACCUCCAUUCUCCUCCUCUCCCUCGGUAUUGUCAUUUCUUUCGCGCCGCUAAAGCCAAUACAAUACGCACAAUGGGCGGGCCAACUUUCGCGGGAAGGACGACUUGGUGAAGGUCACUACACAAAAGAAGGUGAAGAGGUCUUGAGCGAAGGAGAUCCGUAUGCAUUCCUGGGACUGGAUGGUGGCAUCGGUGGGAAAGGUGAGGGCAGGAGAGGGUUCUGGGACGUCAUUGGCAAGAAGAAAGAAUACGAGGAGUGGGUUAGGCAGGGUGGGAAACAGUAG